AUGAGAACUUAUGGCUGGUUAGUAAAGAACGCCAUAGGCAUUAUAAUUUUAAUUCAUGGUUUAGGUUCACAUGCGAGAUUGACCUUUUUAAGACAUAACAUUGAAAUAGUAAAUAACGAUAAAGCCAUAUUAAAAGAUGGAAACAAUUUUUACGUUUAUAAAGACAGCUGGGCACAAUAUUUUAAUAAACAUGGGUAUUCCGUUUUUGGAUUAGAUUUACAAGGUCAUGGACUGUCCGACGGGUGGGACAAUUUAAAAGCUAUCGUAAAAGAGUUUGAUGAUUUCGCGUAUGAUGUAAUGCAGUAUAUUAGGAACAUUCAGGAUAGUAUAAAUGGUUCCAAUAUUCAUGAUAACGAUGGUAGUUUACCAUUUCGGGCGGACCAAAUAUGUGGGAGGAAGGCACUUCCCACUUACCUAGUAGGUAUAUCUAUGGGGGGAUGUAUCGCUUUAAGGAUGCUACAAAUAUUAGGGAAGUCGCAUAAUAGAAGAGAAGGUACGGGAUUGUAUAUCAACGGGUGCAUUUCCAUCUCUCCGAUGAUAAUUGCUAAAAAGCUACCAUCGAGAAAUUCGUUCCUGUCUCAGCACGUUUAUCUCCCAUUGUCCAAGUGCAUUGCUAAUUGGUUUCCAACGGUGAGACUUAUUAACAAAUAUCCAUAUAAGAAGAAUCCCUAUGUUAAAUAUAUUAUUGAGUAUGAUAAAAUUCGAUCUAAGGAGGCAAUCACGUGUAGACUUGGCUAUGAGCUUUUAAGAGCAAUUGACAACUUAGACAAUGACAUAAAACACAUGCCUGAAGAUGUUCCUGUGUUGAUUAUUUAUUCGAAGGAGGAUAUUUUAUGCUGCUAUGACGGAUCCCUAUCGUUCUAUGAUCGACUCGAUGUAAACAAUAAAGAAAUGCACACACUGGAGGAUAUGGAGCAUACCAUCAUUUGGGAGCCCGGGAAUGAGGAAGUUUCGAAAAAAAUCGUGGAUUGGAUUAUGAGUCUUCCGUCGUCAAAAGGAGAAAGCACGUCAAAGGGGGAAGAACAACGCAGUCGUCGAAGGGGAGCAACACGUUUGAGGUGGUUAGCAUAUAGGAGGUGUUUCUCCCCAUGA
Molecule: messenger RNA, 1092 nt
Organism: Plasmodium coatneyi
Lineage: Eukaryota; Apicomplexa; Aconoidasida; Haemosporida; Plasmodiidae
Product: PST-A protein
Exons: 1
Coding region: 1-1092 (363 amino acids)
Cellular component (GO): membrane
Molecular function (GO): lipase activity
Source: RefSeq, a predicted model, not a curated record